Molecule: messenger RNA, 1206 nt
Organism: Sorghum bicolor (sorghum)
Lineage: Eukaryota; Viridiplantae; Streptophyta; Magnoliopsida; Poales; Poaceae
Exons: 3
Coding region: 184-831 (215 amino acids)
Source: RefSeq, a predicted model, not a curated record
GGCCACGACGGCGACGCACUGGAUUGGGUUGGGACAGAACGAGCGACGGCGAGGAGACGGCGAUAAGAUUUGCCACACCUCGGUCUGUAGCUGGGAGACCGCACGGACGGCGGCGAGGGGCUCCAGCAAGGCGGCGUCCACGAGUCAAGAGCAGCCCACACAGCAGCAGCGGCAGGUCCGCUGAUGCCAGACUCCCCCCAGCUCCACCACCCACCUUCCCCUCCCGCGCCGCCGCCGCCGCCACCGGCGGCCAGCUCAACACCAGCCUCGCCAGCGGCAGCAAAUGCGCAACCCACCCUGAUUGAGACUGCGGCGAAGCUGAGGAUGAUCAUCAAGGGCGUGCUCGGGCGGUACCAGCGCUGGAACCCCGUGCACCCGACGGCCGGCUCCUUCUGGGGCGUGGGGCUCGGCCUCGGUUGCGGUGUCGGCUGGGGCCCCGGGUUCGGACCUGAGGUCAUUGGGUACGUCGGCGCCGGGUGUGGCGUGGGGUUCAGCGUUGGGUUCACGCUCGCCGGCGUCGGCAUCGGCCUGCCGCAGCACGGCCUCAUCAGGAACCACGAGCACGGUGGUUUUGCAAGUAACUUCCCUGUUGAUUCAGCAAGAUUUUACACCAUAACCAUCAUCAGAAGUUUGGUAUGGGAUGCCAUCAGCUAUGCAGGUAAUGUGUUGGCUUUGAGGAAAGAAUCUCGACAGAAGCUUCUGAGGUUCCAGGACAACCCUCCGGUAUCAGGAGGAGUUGAUCUGCCGAAGCUGGGGAAGGGCGUGUCAAGUAGCAUCAGGUCCACAGUGGAAUGCAUCAGGGCCUUCAAAGAUCAGCACUGGCCUCCUUAAAAGACUCAUGGGCAAUCAAGGCUGGUUUUAAGUUACAGGGUAUCACCAUGGAAACUUAAAAAUGGCGAUAUACCAAUUUUUGUUUGUUUUGGUAUGAGUUUUUCCCCGGCUUAUGGAAGGGGAAAGUAGUUAUUCUAGCUUAUGGAAAUGUAGUCUGCAUCCUAGAUAUUUUUUUAUGCAGAUGCAUAUGUAAAUAUGAUGGCUGCUAUUUUGCUCUUUAAUUAUUCAUCAAGCACUCUGUAACAGGGAUGUAGCGUGAAAUAUUCCACUAAUAUUGUACUCCUCUCAAACCAUGUAACCUACAUUUGUAUUAGUGUAAGUACUCCUUACCAUUGAACUUGGAUGCCGUGGAAGUCAGAAAGUGUAUUAUUGAAA